Molecule: messenger RNA, 1095 nt
Organism: Schistocerca serialis cubense
Lineage: Eukaryota; Metazoa; Arthropoda; Insecta; Orthoptera; Acrididae
Product: speckle-type POZ protein-like
Exons: 3
Coding region: 1-1095 (364 amino acids)
Biological process (GO): proteasome-mediated ubiquitin-dependent protein catabolic process; regulation of proteolysis
Cellular component (GO): nucleus; cytoplasm
Molecular function (GO): ubiquitin protein ligase binding
Source: RefSeq, a predicted model, not a curated record
AUGGUUGGUGUUGCUGAAGACUACGCCUUAGGUCUCUUUCGUCGCACUGUUUAUCUGUUUUCUGUAUGCAAUGAACUAUUCUAUGUCGCAGGUGAGGUUACGAAAGUGGAGACAAAGUCAGAGGGAGGCAGCUUUACGAGCAACCGGGGUGCUCUGCUGGAACCGGACGAGGGCGCCGACGUGACUCUGGUGGUUGGCGACUCUGAGCUGCCGGCUCACAGUCGGGUCCUGGCCGCGAGGAGCCCCGUCUUUGCGGCCAUGUUGAGGAACGACAUGCGAGAGGCCCGCAGCCGCCGUAUCGAAGUGGCUGACGUGCGGGAGGCGGUCUUGCGGCAGCUGCUGCUGUUCGUCUACACGGACACGGCUCCGGAGCUCCCGAGUGUAGCGGCCGAGCUGCUGGCUGCCGCCGACAAGUACGACCUGCCCGCACUCAGGGAAAGGUGCGAGCAGCAGGUGGCGCAUGACCUGAGCGUGGAGAACGCCGCAGCUGCUGCGGGCCUGGCCGUGCUGCACCGCUGCGCGGCACUGAGGGGCGCUGCCGUGCAGUUCAUAGCGAGGCACCCUGAGGUGCUGGCCACCGGCGGCUGGGCGCGGCUGCUGGUCCUGACUGAGGAGCAGAAACAGAUACUGGCUGGGAGGCUGAUCAUUGCUGCAUCACAGGGUCAGACCGGCGAAGUGCGGGCACUCCUGGAUGCGGGGUCGCCAGUCAACGCGACAGACGCCAGUGGCGACACUGCCCUGCAUGAAGCAGUGAUAAAUGGCCACGAAGAAACUGUCAAGUGUCUGAUUGAUGCUGGGGCAGAUGUCAACGUCAGAGACUCGGAUGGGAUGACGCCUCUGCACUGGGCUGCAUGUAGAGGUGGCGAGCAGCACAUUGUAUGGAUGCUGCUGGCGGCAUCAGCGUGUGUAGAUGUCCAGGACGAUGCGGGAGAGACUCCACUCCAUGUGGCUGCCAGAUGGGGGUGUGCAUAUGCAGCAAAGGCACUUCUGCUGGCUGGUGCGAGGAGGGACAUAAGGGAUAACAGUGGGCAGACACCUGCGGACGUGGCAGAAGCAGACACGGUACAACUAUUUAGCACUGAACAAAUCUUGUGA